CCAGUUCAUUCUGUCGUUUUUUCACUUUUGCUUGCCCUCGAACCUUUUAAAAUGUUUACCCCUCUCUCUCUCUCUGAUUCGUCAGACGCAAGAGAAUGUCCCUCUUUUUGUCUCCCUCCCUCCCUCUCUUUCUCUCACUCCCCUCUCUUUCUCACCCCAUCUCUGAUUAGAUAUACCGAUUCCUCGUUCAAUGGACGUCAUUUAGUGCAGAGUCUGCCUUGAGUUGCUUCCUCGCUUCACGCUCGAUUUCCGACCAUUCUUCUCUUAAGCGUUCGUGUAAUAUUAAUAGUCAUGAAUAUCUACUAUUAGGAAUCCAGAAGAAGACGCAGCUCAUUGCUACUAUGCGCCUAAGCAAGGGAUCAGCUCAUUGACAGAGCGAAGCGAUGGGAUUCAAGACACUUUAAUCAGUUAUCCGCCAAAAUCUAACCGCUGCAUUUUACCAGCAAAUGAAGAACACUGGGAAUCUACCCAAACUCUGAUGGAUUAUCGUGCUUCUUCUUCACUUCUCUGAACACUGGUCUCCGUGAUUCCGACGCAGAACACAGUGCUGAGUUUCAUUCGUUUGUUUAUUUUCGCGGUUUUGUCGCCACUCGUCUUUCCCAAAUUCUCGCGUUUAAAAACGCUCGGAAAUCUUCGCAGAUGUUAGUGCACAGUUUUUCCGCGAUGGAUCGUCACGACGGCACCAGCAACGGCACAGCCAGGCUACCUCAGCUGGGCAGCGUGGGUCAGUACAGCAGCGCACCGCCGCUCUCCCACACGCCGAACUCGGACUUCCAGCCGCCGUACUUCCCGCCGCCCUACCAGCCCAUCUAUCCGCAGUCUCAGGACCCCUACUCGCACGUGAACGAUCCGUACUCCAUAAACUCUCUGCAUGCGCAGCCUCAGCCGCAGCAUCCGGCCUGGCCGAGCCAGAGACAGAGCCAGGAAAGUGGCCUGCUGCACCAGCACCGUGGCCUGCCGCACCAGCUCUGCAGGGAGUACCGCCGAGAAGUGCUGCUGCCUUCGGCUCACGGCAUUGACACUGGACUCACAGACUCGAUCCCCAUCCAUGGAAUACCUCAUUCUUUAGACGAUGUGCAGCACGUUGAAGAUCAAGGAAUUCACAUCCCUGACCAAACCGUAAUCAAGAAAGGUCCAGUUUCGUUAUCCAAGAACAGCAGCAACGUUUCGGCUAUACCUAUAAAUAAGGAUGGUCUUUUUGGCGGAGUAGUGAAUCCAAACGAAGUUUUCUGUUCUGUUCCGGGUCGCCUGUCUCUUCUCAGCUCCACAUCAAAGUACAAGGUCACAGUAGCGGAAGUGCAGAGACGCCUCUCGCCGCCUGAGUGCCUCAACGCCUCCUUGCUCGGUGGGGUGUUGAGAAGGGCAAAAUCUAAAAAUGGUGGAAGAUCCCUAAGAGAGAAACUGGACAAAAUCGGAUUAAAUCUACCGGCAGGAAGACGCAAAGCAGCAAACGUUACUCUGCUGACGUCACUGGUAGAAGGCGAAGCUGUGCAUCUUGCCAGAGAUUUUGGUUAUGUAUGCGAGACCGAAUUCCCAGCCAAGGCAGUAGCUGAAUAUGUAAACCGUCAGCAUUCCGACCCAAAUGAACAAGUCCAAAGAAAAAAUAUGUUACUGGCAACGAAACAAAUCUGCAAAGAAUUCACCGACCUUCUCUCCCAGGACCGCUCGCCUCUGGGGAAUUCACGCCCGCAGCCCAUACUCGAGCCGGGCAUUCAGAGCUGUUUGACUCACUUCAGUCUCAUUUCUCACGGAUUCGGGACGCCGGCCGUGUGCGCGGCUGUCACCGCGCUACAGAACUAUUUGACCGAGGCCAUUAAAGCGAUGGAUAAAAUGUACCUCAACAACAAUCCCAACAGCCACUCCGAGUCCGGCACUAAAGGUGGAGACAAAGACGAGAAGCACAGAAAGUGAUCUGCGACCAUUAGACCACCGCACAGAUAUUAUAAACGUAUAUAUAUUACACUAGUGAUAAAAAGGACAAUGUGCCAUUUCCCGGUCUUGACGAUUUCCCUGACAUGUUUAAUUUCUUUAAAAACCGCAAUUCAGCCUGGGAUUCAUGGAAAGACACUUUUAUCUAAAUGAGGAGAAAAAAUUGUGUUAAUGAGGUGCAGGAACCAGCUCCUGACAGGGGGCGCGUGAGCAAAGAAGAAAAAAAAAAAAACUUUUUCCACACGACUUUUAAUGAACUCCCUCUUUUUUAUGAGCUGCAACGGGCUGAAAUUUCGCCACCCUUGUCAGUUGACGAUUGUAGCCAUGUGACAAAGAAAAGAAGCUGAAAGAGGAUGAUUUUCUAUCAGUAUUGUGAAUAAUAAACUUGAAAGAGUCCCACAGUUCCAUGCCAUGUCUUCACACACAGACGGUUCACUCUGAGAGACCAACUUGAACUUUGAAUUUAAACACGAUUCACGGUUAUAUGAGGGAAUCUGUGUUCAUGUAUGUAUAUAUUUAUUUAUGUGUAAUUUAACGGGAACUGUAAAUAUGGUGCAUCUGUUGAAACUUCUUUUUUAUUUAUCUGGUGCCUCCUGUUUUAGUGGGUUUGAAUAUUCGCUUAGUUCUUUAUGUGGUUUUACGGUUCUUAGGAAACAGAAGGGUUUUUUUUUUUAAUUUCAAUUCAGCCCUCUUGUAGCAUGUUGAGGCGUCACUGAAGCAAGUGAACAAAUUUAAUAGAAAUAAACGUUUAUUUCUCUGUCUAUCCCUCAUGUCAUUUCCUUUUAAAUUGGAAAAAAAAUCACCCCGUGACUAGUUUUAUGUUUCUAUUUUCUUGAGCUUUUAUGUGAGCUUUUAUUGUGUUGUGCCAAUCAGAAUACUUUUCACGUCAUGUUCUUCCCUUGAAGCACCAUAAGAGCAAUAAAUGGAUAACCUAUUGUCUUUAAAAUUCAUUUUCUUUUUCUUUCUUUUUUAAGAAUUUCAAAACAUUUGGGACCAUCUGAUAUCUGGUACCCUAUGUCCAAUGUCGAAUUGGAGGCGGUUUUAUCUGUAUUGUGCUGGCAAUAGUUCCCAUGCCUGUCAAUGUAUUAUAGUCAUUUGUUGCCCACAAAAGAAAAUAAAUAUUUGAUACGCUUCA
Pangasianodon hypophthalmus (striped catfish) is the source of this 3064-nucleotide messenger RNA. It is a transcript of the gene tfap2a, whose product is annotated as transcription factor AP-2 alpha. Gene Ontology annotation, biological process: regulation of transcription by RNA polymerase II; regulation of cell population proliferation; anatomical structure development. Lineage: Eukaryota; Metazoa; Chordata; Actinopteri; Siluriformes; Pangasiidae. Gene Ontology annotation, molecular function: RNA polymerase II transcription regulatory region sequence-specific DNA binding; DNA-binding transcription factor activity, RNA polymerase II-specific. Gene Ontology annotation, cellular component: nucleus. The transcript is spliced from 7 exons. The coding region runs from base 640 to 1911 and encodes 423 amino acids. The record is from RefSeq and is a predicted model, not a curated record.